Messenger RNA from Didymodactylos carnosus, 1251 nucleotides. The record is from the annotation of a GenBank genome assembly. NCBI's taxonomy places the organism in Eukaryota, Metazoa, Rotifera, Eurotatoria, Philodinida, Philodinidae.
AUGUCAGGUACGAUCAACCGGACUUUUCGUGAAGUAUCAUUUAAGUUAAAAUAUUAUCUGAUAACUAAUGUAUUGGUUGGCGAAACUGAUCUUGUUAAAGAAGAAUUAUUACCAGUUUUGGCUCAUGAUGAUAGUGGUGACGUUUAUGAACUCGAAACAUUGUCAAUAAUCGAUCAUUAUCUUUGUUUACAAAAUGAACAACAAGGACAAUAUUCUUUAACAAUCAAAAACUUAACAAUUCAUUUACAAUCACUUCAAUGUCUUUUUCAUUUAUGUGGACAUUUACCUAAUAUUGAAUAUCUGAAUGUUUAUUGUUCGUAUGGUGAUAAUGAUUCUCAUUCAUAUCAGUCAGUUAUGAACUCAAAGACAUUAUCGCCUCAUUUAAAAUACUUCAUAUUCAAAGGAAAUAAUGUUGUUUACAAUAACUUACAUUUAUUAAUAAAACAAUUUCAUUCAUCAAUAAAAAUGUUGUCACUAUUUGUUUACUGUGUACAGGACACAUUUAUGGAUAAUGAUAUGGACUAUAGUUUUCUAUCAAAUUUAAAUGAAUUACAUUUGUAUUUUCAUUGUCGACAACUCGCUGUUCGACAAAAUGGCGAACAACAAAUUAUUGCAUCAAAAUUUCAGACACGGUUCUGGAACAAAUAUACUGUUAUGUGUUCUCAUUCAUGUAAUUAUGAUUAUACUAUAUUAACCUUACCAUGUCCUUUCGAAUUUGUCCCAUAUAUAACAGAUAAUUUUCUAAAUUAUCACUCAAAUAAGUCGUCAAUGAUGACAACAAUUACUGAUGAUAAGAAUUUUGUCAUGUCACAUGUAACUAAAGUCGAUUUGGCUCAAGACAGACAUGACAGACCAAUGUCACUAAAAUGUUUUGAAUUAAUUCGAAAACUAUUUCCACGUUUAAACACAUUAAAAAUCAAUUAUAAUCUUGACACUCAUCGAUUACCAUCAUUAAUUGUUCUAACGACAGUCAAAAAGUUAUAUUUAAACCCAUUUAGUGAAUGCACGAGUUGGAAUUCAUUCAAAUCUGUAUUGUUGAUGGUACCAAAUGUGGAAAUAUUAGAAAUUUCAUAUAAAACUUUAUCGUUACUUAUUAAUAAUUACUGUUGUAAUGAUUUGGACACUGAGCACAUUCGUAAACAAUUAAAAACGAUCAUAAUUAUGUGGUAUAAAGAGGCUACAACGGCACUUGACAGGUUAAUUCGAUCAAUGUUUCCUAAUGCCGAAAUUCAAUUUCCAACAAGUGCAUAA